GAGGCCGUGACGCGCAUGCGCGGCCGAGGGGCGGGGCGAGCGCCGUUCCCGGAAGCGCCGCGCCAUGCUGGCCCUCGCCGGCUUCCGUCAGCGGCUGGCGGCACCGCUACGGAGCCGCAGCGGGGCCAUGCCCCGGAAGGUGCGAGCCGGGCGGCCGAGAGCGGUGCCCAGCUCUUUGUGCCUGGUCCGACGCCCGUUUUUUUCUUUCAGGGAAAAACAUCCGGGAAGGAGCCCGCUGAGCCCGGCGCCGCCGCGGGGCCGGUGGUGGCAGCGGGCGACGGCGGCGUGAGGGUGUCGGUGCGCGCCAAGCCCGGCUCCCGCUGCAGCGCCGUGACAGAUGUGACAGCCGAGGCAGUAGGUGUGGCUAUUGCUGCACCUCCGUCAGAAGGGGAGGCGAACGCAGAGCUGUGCCGCUACCUCUCUAAGGUGCUGGAAGUGAGGAGGAGUGACGUUAUUUUAGAGAAGGGUGGUAAAUCACGUGAUAAAGUGGUGAAGAUUUUGGUAUCGGUGACACCGGAUGAAAUAUUAGAAAAACUGAAAAAAGAAGCUUCCACCUGACCUAAAACAAGAGCGGAAAAUGGAACAAUGUAAUGCAUCGUUGUGAACAGACUGAUGGUUUUUUCUUAUGUAAAUUGGUCCUUCUGGGAAUUUGGAUACUGACUGGGAAAAGAUGCUCCUCUGCCUCCCUCUUCCUUUGUUAAUGUGACUGCUGUAGAGCUGAACUGUUCCUGUAGGUUUGGUUAGAAAAAAAAUGUGUUUACUGAGGCUCUGUGUCUGUUUCUGUCAGUAAGACUUGUCCUCUUCCCUGCUCUAUAAGGGUUUUUGAAUGCAGCAAAAUUUCGUUCACAGAGCAAAAGGCUUGGACUGAUGGGCUUCAGAGGCAUUGGUGCAAUGUGAAUGCAAAACAAUCAGUCAGUCUGGAUGGUAAAGACCUUAGAAGUGUUCUCCUUAAUAUCUGGUGGUAUGUGUUCAGUGCGGUUCCACACUAUGUCAAAUAUGGAAAUCUAAAAUUAAUGUAUUUAAAGCUAAUGUAUAUACUGUGGUUGGUCAUCACACAGGCAAGUUAAAACCAGAAUUACUUGCAUAGCUGAAUCAAAAUCAGAACGUCAUAGUACAAAAAAGGUGACCCAGAACCUAAUAGCUGCAUACAUAGUGGCACUUUGUAGUAGUCUGUAAUUAGUUACCUGAUGAGCAGAGAUAUGAUUGUGGUAGCUCUGCAAAAUGUUUCUCAAGUGUAACGACCUUUUAAUAAAAGGGGCAAAAAAUAUUA
Messenger RNA from Numida meleagris (helmeted guineafowl), 1270 nucleotides. It is a transcript of the gene C9H15orf40, whose product is annotated as chromosome 9 C15orf40 homolog. Gene Ontology annotation, cellular component: cytoplasm. The record is from RefSeq and is a predicted model, not a curated record. NCBI's taxonomy places the organism in Eukaryota, Metazoa, Chordata, Aves, Galliformes, Numididae.